Messenger RNA from Anguilla anguilla (European eel), 2592 nucleotides. It is a transcript of the gene lonrf4, whose product is annotated as LON peptidase N-terminal domain and ring finger 1. The transcript is spliced from 12 exons. Lineage: Eukaryota; Metazoa; Chordata; Actinopteri; Anguilliformes; Anguillidae. Gene Ontology annotation, biological process: protein ubiquitination. Gene Ontology annotation, molecular function: protein binding; ubiquitin-protein transferase activity. The record is from RefSeq and is a predicted model, not a curated record. Bases 644 to 2428 code for a protein of 594 amino acids.
GCAAACCAGCUGCACUUAUUUGUGCCAUGUCGAGGUAAUGUUCCACUGUGUACUUGGAAUAUUAGAGGAAAUGAAACAAAAUACUGAAACCAGCAUUCGGAGAUGAUCUUUUUAGUCCGACGCUGAUGGAGUUCGACAGUGUCGACGCACACUCGGCGAGCACGGUAUUUGAACACAGGCGGAGAGCACGUAUUCAACAUGUACGGAGUAAGGUGCUAAUGUUGUACGAUCCAUAUCAAAGACUAAGUUAUGAUUGACAACGGAUAACCUUCGUGAAUGACCGAGGACUAGAACGCAUUUUGAGACCAAGGUCAGCUCCCAGACAACAUCGUGCUGAAACUGACACAGUGGGGAUGUUGGCACGUUUGGGAAAUGCCUCUGUUUAUUUUAGAUAACAAAGAAUCAUCUUUAUGUUCUUUCACAUUUCUGAACCGAAUGACUGAAGCCUUGCUUUCAGUGUUCAGGAGGGACGGUUCUGCAGCCUCCUCGGAAUUAAUUAAACCGAAUCAUGUAGGCUAGCUGUUGUCUGUUCUCUUCAUUCGUAUUUUUUUUUUUUUUGAAUAAUCCGAUCUCUGCUGGUCUUACUUUCACCUGAAAGCGGUAACCUCUUUUCAGUGGAAAUCAAACCCGAUGAUAAGCGAACAUGGACUUCAUGGACUGUCCGAUCUGUGAGUUCCUGAUGUGUGAACCGGUGACCGUCCCGUGUGGCCAUUCGUUCUGCCGGAGGUGUGUCGGGACCAGUCUGUCCGCGAGAUGCCCAAUUUGCAAAGAGAAGCUUAAGUCUCGGGACGUGAAAAACAUAAAAAAUAACGUUCUGCUGUUCAGCGUUAUUGAGAAGUGCUGCCCCGAGGAAGUGAAGCUGAAGUGCCGCUUACGGGAGCGACUGAAAGCCCGCGAGUUUGCGCAGGCUUUGCGGAUCGUGGAUGAAGGUUUGGAUAUAUACCCAGAGGACGUGAGUCUGAAGCUGUGGAGGGCAGAGGUGUUUGUGGGACUGCAGCGUUUCGCCGACGCGCUGCGGGAUCUGAGCGAUCUGUGCCGCCAGCGCCCUUCCUGGGCUGAGGGUUUUUUUCGGAAGGGGCGUGUCCUCCAGGACAUGGGGAGACACACAGAGGCUCUGUGCCAGUAUCAGCACUGCCUGCGCCUGCACCCCGAAUUCAGCACCGCCAGGAGCGAGGUCACCAAGAUCUUGGCGGCGGAGGGCGUGGCUGUGCCGGAGGACUCGCCGCAGUUACUGCCGCUGGUUUCGGAGUACCUGCGGGACCCCCGUCCCGUCGUCAGCGCAGUGGCGCCCUCCCAUGGAGACGGCUCAAAGCGCUCAGCAGACCAGGAAGGGGACGCGGGCAGGCAGGACGACGCGGCACAGGGCGUGGACGAGGCGAAGCACGGCACCAGCACUGAGUGCUGUCUGAGUCUGUGCCAGACCGUGUCCUUCCUCCCCAGCGCCGAGGAAGACGAGGAGCUGAUGAUGAGGAAAGAGGAACGAGGGAUGAGAGGAAGGGGCGGCCAGCGCAAAGAGAUUUCCCUCAGCGUGCUCACGGUCUCUGACUUUGAGUGCCCCCUGUGCAUAAGGCAGUUUUAUGAGCCAGUCAGCACGCCAUGCGGCCACACCUUCUGCAAGAGCUGCAUCGAGCGAAGCCUGGACCACAACCUCCACUGCCCUCUGUGCAAACAGCCGCUGCACGAGUACCUGAGGAACAGGAAGUACAUCGUGACGGUGCUCCUGCAGGAAGUGAUGUCGCAGCUCUUCCCCCAGCAGCUGGAGGAGAGGACUCAGGUGCACGAGGCGGAGAUCGCCGAGCUCUCCAAUCUGACGCAGGACAUCCCGAUCUUCGUGUGCACGGUGGCGUUCCCGGGCGUGGCCUGCCCGCUGCACAUCUUCGAGCCGCGCUACCGCCUGAUGAUGCGUCGCUGCGUGGAGACGGGCACCAGGAAGUUCGGCAUGUGCACCUACGAGCCGGGGAAAGGGUUCGCUGAUUACGGCUGCAUGCUGGACAUCCUGAGGCUGGACCUCCUGCCGGACGGGCGGUCCUUCGUGGACACCGUCGGGGGGAGCCGGUUCCGGGUCCUGAGGAGGAGCCAGAGGGACGGCUACCACACCGCAGACAUCGAGUACCUGGAGGACCAGAAGGUGGAGGGGGCGGAGCUCGAUCUGCUUAAGCGUCUCCAUGACAACGUGUACGAGCAGGCGCGGGAGUGGUACCGCAGGCUGAACGGGCGCAUACAGGACCAGGUCAGCCGGCAGUAUGGGCCCAUGCCCCAAAUGGAGGACGACAUUCAGGCUUCUCCAGACGGGCCUGUGUGGUGCUGGUGGCUCCUGUCGGUGCUGCAGCUGGACCCGUCCUAUCAGACCACCAUCCUGUCCCUGCCAUCCCUCAAGGACCGGCUGGGACACCUGCGCCUUGUCCUGGAGUACUUCUCCCAGGGCUAGUGCUCACCUGGGGUUCACCUGGGGUUCACCUGGGGCUCACCUGGGGCUCGCCUGGGGCCUACCUGGGGCUCAGCUGGGGUUCACCUGGGGUUCACCUGGGGCUCACCUGGGGCUCACCUGGACCUACAGGCUGUCCUGAACCCUGACAGACCUUGACAGACCCA